AUGUUAGAUGUCGUUUUUUAUUUCCUAAUCUGCUACUCCUUCCAGCGAAUUGAGACGAGCCUUACUUGGAGUCGGGAGCGAAAUUUUGAUAAAGAUUGGAUACGAUUGACGGCAGACCAGAUGCUCGCCAGUCUCUCGGAAGUCCGAAUAGCGAAUGAUGUCUUCCAGCAACUUCUUGUCCGCCUGCAUGAAUCCCACGAACUCUUCUCACAAACCUUGAGGAGGCUUGAGGCACGGGCCGAACAAAGGACUACACAAUUCGAGGAAUCUCAAGCCUCGAUACGACGCUACCAUGCACCACGAUUGGCUCGACAGCUGCUAGAAAUUACCUCACUGCAAAAUUUGAUCGUUAUGGGUUAUCCAGCACUCGGACGCGAAAUCGGCCGUGGUCAGUUCGGUGUCGUCUACACAUGUCCCACCUGGGGAUCACUCAAAAAUUUAGCCGUCAAGUCCGUCGUCCCAGCAGACGAAAAACACUGGCGUGAACUGGCUAUGGAAAUAUAUUACAUCGGUGAGAUGACCCCGGUGCGAGCUGAGGGCUUUUUGCAGGAAAUGGAAGAAGAAUGGUUUUCUGAGAACGCAAAAUCAUCCUUUCAAUGGCGACUGGUUGCGGCUUUGCGACUCUACCGUUGUGUCGGAUAUUUACCCCCGCUUUGA
This is a messenger RNA of Dibothriocephalus latus, 657 nucleotides long. The record is from the annotation of a GenBank genome assembly. NCBI's taxonomy places the organism in Eukaryota, Metazoa, Platyhelminthes, Cestoda, Diphyllobothriidea, Diphyllobothriidae.